AUGAUUGCUUUUACUAAAGAAGGCAAAAUCUCAUUUUGGAGCCUCAUUGCAUACAAUCAGCUGUUUCAUUAUGACAUUAAACAGGAGAUAAUAUAUUUUCAACUAACAGCUGAUGAAAAAUACUUAGCCUAUACUAUAAAUAAAAAGGAAGAAAAAGAUGAAAAAAUGAAGAAUAAUACUGAUAAUUUGUUUAUUAAGAAAAAUUCAUUUGCAACUGACACUGGAGUUGCUGCCGGGCCUGGCAGUGAGUUUUCUUAUAUGAAAUAUGUGAUGGACCUCAUAAAUAAUAAGGGAAAAUAG
This is a messenger RNA of Blepharisma stoltei, 300 nucleotides long. The record is from the annotation of a GenBank genome assembly. Lineage: Eukaryota; Ciliophora; Heterotrichea; Heterotrichida; Blepharismidae.